ACCUUGGACAGCUCCUCUCGCAGGCUUUCAUUGGGGCUCGUUUCAGCACCUUGGACAGCUCCUCUUGCAGGGAUCCCCGCUGUGCUCGCCGGGGAAACCCUCAGCUGAGGAGCCUGGAGAUCUGGAGAUCUGGAGCAGCACAUGCAAAAAAACGCUCCCAGCACAGCCAAGGAGGAGAUUGCACUUAAAUCAGUUUUAGAUGAACAUUUAUAUAUAAUAUGAUCUCGCCUAGUGAGGAUGCUUCUUGCAUUUGAGCUUCUUCUUCUUCACCUCUUUUGUUUUUUUUGCACAUGAAGUGGGAGCAGAGGAAGAAGAAGCAGCAGAAGCAGAGCUCGUCCAAUGCACAAAGUGCUAAGGAUAGCUGCAGCCUACACACACUGCGAGCCUCCUGCUGCUGCUGCUGCUGCUGCUUCACUCACUCUGAUCACCACCGAGGGAGACAUUACUAUCAGCUAUAAGGAGGCACGAUCACCCGUCAACAAUGUAAAUCUCACACACACAGGUUCAACAUGAAAGCAGCAUCCAUUAGGUGAAAAGGUGAACUGCAGCCCCUAAAACUGAGUGGAAAACCUUGUGACAACCAUCUCCACAUCUCUCCUCCUCUCCAUCAGCCAGCAUCAUGGCAAAUGCUGAGGAAGUGGAGCAGGCCGGUCUGUCGGACUUGGAGAUCAUCUCCCAGCCAGUGGAGGAUGAGAACCAGUACUUGGCUCCUCCAGUCCAGCUGGUGAGUUUUGGCUACAGAGAUCUGCCCCUCGCAGCUCUGGACCUCUCGCUGGCUGGCUCGCAGCUCCUCUCCAACGCAGAUGAAGAUGAAAACAGGGACGGGUCCAACUGGCUGAAGCCGUGCUGCGGUCGGCGAGUGGCCCUAUGGCAGGUCUGUCUGCUCAGCGCCGGCUUCAACUGUAUCCUGGUGGCCUGUGUCAUCCUGGUGGUGCUUUUCCUGUCUUUGGAGCUGCUCAUAGACACCAAACUCCUACAAUUUUCCAAUGCUUUCCAAUUUGCCAGCAUUAUCCACUGGAUCAGCCUUAUCAUCCUGUCACUCUUCUUUUCAGAGACCGUCUUCAGAAUCGUAGUGCUCGGGAUCUGGGACUACAUAGAGAACAAAGUUGAGGUGUUUGAUGGUGCUGUCAUCGUGCUGUCCCUGGCCCCCAUGGUGGCCUCCACAGUGGCCAACGGGCCCAGCAGCCCCUGGGAUGCCAUCAGCCUCAUCAUCACUCUACGCAUCUGGAGGGUCAAGAGGAUCAUUGAUGCUUAUGUGCUACAAGUCAAAGUUGAGAUGGAACUGGAGAUCCAGCAGUGUGAGAAGACCAAGGCUGUGAGAGAGGAGCAGCUGGAGCGUCUCACUCAGAUCUGCCAGGAACAGGCUUUUGAGAUUCGGCAGCUGAGGGCCCAUCUGGCCCAGCAGGACCUGGACCUUGCGGCAGAACGUGAAGCAGCCAUGCAGAUCCAUCAUGUAUGGGGCAAACAGGGCAGGAGUUUUCAGGUUGUAGAAGGCAUGACUCCUGGGGAGUCUGACGAUGAGGGCGGCCAGAGAAACCCCAGGGAGCCUCACGCCACUGCAGAUCCAGUUGUGCGUGAUGACAUGAACAACUACAUCAGCCAAUACUACAGUGAAGCAAGCAGUGAUGCUGGAGCUUCUGGCUUGGGUGCCCGGCUCAUCACCACGGCAGCCAUCGACGUUCACCUCCCCACCAAUCCAAAUCCCAUUCAGUCAAACCCGAUGCUCGCAAUGGAGCGGGUGGGCAGCGCCGUAAGUGAUGCCUCAACCAGCAUAUCACGGUCCAGUGGCAGCCUGACGGCCCGACCCCACAGCCUGAGUAGCCACACCCCGGGUUCAUCUAUGACAGACUGCAGCAGCAGCACAGCUCAGGACCUCAGCCUGAGCUACAACGCCCAUCGCUGCUGUCCUCCUCCCUUCUCAGGCCAGGACCCCUGCAGGGACCCCAGCAUGGUGGUGCAGGAGCUACUCUGCUCCCUCUCUGAGGACUCCUGCCUUGCUCAAAAGGGCCUGGUAGUGGACCCUGUCAACCUUAAGCUUCCCAGCCCUACUGGCUCAGAAAAGGCCAGCCCUGAGCUGGACAACAGAAUAAACAUCUUCAACCGCAGGAACCAAGAGGAGAGACGAGGCCGAGGAAGGGGCUGUGUACUGUUGCAGACCAAGCCGCUGAUCCACCUGCAGAGCAGCAGCACUGAGCAGUCCCUGGAGGAGAAGUACCGGCUCCUGGGACCAGCUGACACACCUCUGGGGCGCAUGCCUGAUACAUAAGCUGCAUUUACACAGAAACAGAAGUCUUUGCUCUUCUUUUACUGCCACCCUGUUUGGCAUAUAUCUGAACGAGAGGCACAAAAGAUUUUAAAAUUAGAUUUUUCUGUCGCUGUGUAAAUCCAAUCUUAGCCAAUCCAGAGCAAGCUUGAGCCUUAGCUUCUAGCUAACACUGAUGCUCCUUAACUUGACGUGUUCAUAAGUCAAUAGUAGAAAUGACAAUAAGAACUCUUAGGCCCUUUGCCAUACUGUCCAACUUCCCCCUGUUCCUCCUUGAUGGAUUUUUGAAAUCAGAAAUUCCCUGAUAUAGCACAACAAAGACUAUAACAUCCCGGUAAGGGGGAGUCUUAAUGUGUUCUUGGACACAUUCUUCAUCAGGAAUUCUCACUUUGAAUAGGUCCUAAAUGCACUGAACUUUACAUGAAUUAAAACCAGCAAGGGGCCAUUCAAGCCUAUACUGAACAACAACUUUAAUUCUGAACCGUGUUGCAAACCAAGACACUGUUCUCUGUUCUUGGAAUUUCAAGCAGUUAAAAGGAGUUUUUUCUAUUGCAUUUUUCUUAUUUUGUUUCUUUUCAUUUGUAUGAUCAACUUUAAACAUCAGUCAUGCUGUUCUUUGUUCAAACAGCCACAGGGUACAUAAGACUGGCUUAACUAUACAAACAGCCAAUUAUUAUUAUUUUUUUUACCUUUGCCUUUCUGUCACCUAUUUGUUUGAUUUGAAACCAUCAUCAGAAUUUAUUGAAUAGUAUUUUUGUUUUACUUAACAUUAGUAGGGUAUAUAUGUGUGGAUGAAAUGAAAAGGUAAGUGACUAGAUUCUUCACAUGAAACUAGAAUGGAGUGCUUGUAGCAUGAACCUUUAAAAGACAUGUGCCCUAAAUGGCAAGCAAAUUCUUUGCACUUUAAUGUUUACAGACACUUUUGUAAACUUGAUAUGGAGGAAGUUAUUGCCAAAUGCAGGUGUUGUCAUUUGAAUGAAAAUAGCAAAAAUAAAAGUUAGUAUUUCCUUAA
This is a messenger RNA of Sebastes umbrosus (honeycomb rockfish), 3275 nucleotides long. Its product is annotated as transmembrane protein 266-like. The record is from RefSeq and is a predicted model, not a curated record. Bases 620 to 2266 code for a protein of 548 amino acids. Gene Ontology annotation, molecular function: voltage-gated channel activity. Gene Ontology annotation, cellular component: plasma membrane. The transcript is spliced from 11 exons. NCBI's taxonomy places the organism in Eukaryota, Metazoa, Chordata, Actinopteri, Perciformes, Sebastidae.